CCGGCGACCCGAUUUUCCUUGAAAAAAAUAAUGCAAUUCACAGUUAUACCAGCACCCGCACAAAAAUCGGGCAGAUAAUAUAUACAUAUGCUGAAAUCCGCGAGCCAAAACAGCUGCUAUGACCGAAAAAUCUGGCGAUUCUUCAGUUUGCUCAUUUCUUUUGUUAUAGUUUCGCACCUCUGAGAAAGCCAAAGAAAAUUGAGGAAAACUAUCAAGAGGAAGCAGACAGCGACGGGAAAGCAGAGCAAAACAAAGCGACAUAGCUUUUGUUUUCCUUGAUUACAGCACACACACCCACACAAAAAUGCAAAAUUGGUUGGCUUCCCACGAUGGUGAUGAGGAUGCGAUGGCGGCACCUUCAUCCUGUCCUGCUUCCUCGGAGAACGGUAACCGGUUGGGAUCCCGCCGGAUCUUUGGCGAUAUAACCACCAACAGGCUUUGGACAUUUCGGGUUCUGAUGAACCAGGAACUAGCUGCCAACGAGCAACUGGCGAUUGUGGGGAAUUGCGAGGCCCUGGGGAAUUGGCAGCACUCGGGAGCGGCUCUUUUGGCUAAGGAGGACGAAGAUGAGGAUAGCAAUCUCUGGAUAGGAGAGGUUUAUGUCCCCCGUCACUGCGACACGGAAUAUCGCUAUAUGGUCUGUGCCGUAGAUCCGAGCACGGAGCAUCUGAUGGUUCGCCGUUGGGAGACCCAAUUACAGCCUCGUAUUAUCAAGGAACUCGAUGAGCAACCUGCCAAGAAUCACACGGAUAUAUUUGGCUCCAUUAAUGGCCAGGAGAAGGUGGACCGGGGCUGGCUGACCAAAGAGACUGUGGUUCAGCUCAAGUUCUUUUACGCCCCGUUUACGUUUAAGCAGCGCAUGAAAAGAAGACACAUACAUGUCAAGGUAACGCCCAUGAACCUGAGUAUUCCGAGUGCCAAUUGCGAGUCGGUGACCCCCGUUUCCCCUUUGGAGGAUUCCCUAUCGAAUGACACCCAUGACACCAAGGAAAACGGUGGAGAAUCAUCCGCAGCCUUUGGCUUCAGCGAGGUGGUCACAUUGAGUGCCGAUGAGUGCGAAAUCAGAAGUCAAGAGCAAUUCGGUACUGCCUGUGGAGCCACCGAUUUGGUUAUAUUUCACCUGACCGUGGGAGACUUUGAGAGCACGGCCUAUCUGAUUGAUUUGUAUAGCUACAGCUCGCGAGUGGCCAAAGAAGAUGGUCCACCGAAUCAUCUGGGCUAUCAUUAUGUGCUACCGAAUCUUUUCAAGCGUUCUGAAGGCAAUUUGGAGCUACCAAUAACCUGUGCCAAGGGCCAUCGACCUUUGGGAAUGAUGCGUCUUGGCUAUCUUAUCGUGAAGCCAUCUUCGCAGUGUGCACACAUGGAUAUGAGUGUCAGUUAUGCCCGAUAUUGGAACAACAAGUGGACGGGACUGGAUGUGGGACACCGUGGUUCGGGAACCAGCUUCAAAGCCAAAGAUGCUGUGAUUCGAGAGAAUACCAUAACGUCUUUAAAGAAUGCUGCUGAUCAUGGUGCCGAUAUGGUGGAGUUUGAUGUGCAACUGAGCAAGGAUCUGGUACCGGUGGUUUAUCACGAUUUCAUGAUCUACGUCUCUCUGAAGUCGAAGUGUAGUAUGCAGGAGCACGAUUUCCUGGCCUUGCCAAUGAGAGAGUUAUCCCUGGAGCAGUUAAAGAAACUAAAGGUCUACCAUAUAGCCGAGGGGCUGUCCAGGGAAACGCGCUCUUUUCACAACGAUGACUUACUGGAGCACCAACCCUUUCCCCAGCUGUCUGAUGUUCUUGAUGCCCUGGAUGUUCAUGUUGGUUUUAAUAUUGAAAUCAAGUGGUCCCAACGGCUAGAGGACGGCAAAAUGGAGGAGGAAUUCGAACAUGUGGUGGAUAGAAAUCUCUAUAUUGAUUGCAUACUGGAUGUGAUUCUCCGAAAGGCAGGGAAUCGUAGGAUUGUCUUAAGUUGUUUCGAUCCUGACAUCUGCACCAUUCUGAGAUUCAAGCAAAAUAGAUAUCCCGUCAUGUUUCUAACCCUUGGAAGGACUACGAAAUAUCAGCAGUAUAUGGACCCCAGGGGAAACUCCAUGGAACUGGCCGUUUGGCAUGCGGUGGCCAUGGAGCUCCUGGGCGUUGUGGCUCACACCGAGGACUUGCUGCGAGACCCUAGUCAGGUAAAUCUGGCCAAGGAGCGCGGCUUGGUACUGUUCUGCUGGGGUGACGACAACAACUCCAAGGAUACCAUUAAGCUGCUUAAGGAGCUCGGUCUGCAUGCCAUCAUCUACGACAAAAUGGAUGUCCUAACCACCAAAGAGGUCAAGCAAAGCGUUUUCCACCUUCAGGCCAAGGACAGUCAGAAAGAGCUGCUCAAGCUACAGGCCCUAGAAAUGGGUCAUGUAUGGCACACCUCUGCCGACGGAAACGAGGAACAGCAGGCGUAGGCACUGGAUAUCGGAUCUACUCCACUAUUUUAUACUCAUCUUUAUUUUGGCAAAUACCGCUUUGCUGGGACCAGGACUCAUCUGAUUCCCACAUCUGCCUUUGCCUUUGCUCCAUCUUAUUACCUAGGAAAUUGCAUUUGAUUUUUAUAAAUAGUUUAAGGUACCUCAAAUCUGUAAAACCAAAUAAGGAACCUUUAAAUGUGGCUUUUUUGUUUCCUAAUUUAAUACAACUGCUCUGUACUUCAGUUCUUACGUUCCCAAAACUCUUAUAAAUACAAAUUUCAAGAAAACA
Messenger RNA from Drosophila eugracilis, 2717 nucleotides. Its product is annotated as glycerophosphocholine phosphodiesterase GPCPD1. Bases 305 to 2425 code for a protein of 706 amino acids. Gene Ontology annotation, biological process: glycerophospholipid catabolic process. Gene Ontology annotation, molecular function: glycerophosphocholine phosphodiesterase activity; starch binding. The record is from RefSeq and is a predicted model, not a curated record. The transcript is spliced from 6 exons. Lineage: Eukaryota; Metazoa; Arthropoda; Insecta; Diptera; Drosophilidae.